GCAUCAUGGUUGACCUACACAUUUAAUAUGCAUGAGCGAACUGACUGCAACCUCAAAUGAGGCAGAUACUGUGAAUCAAGUCACAUAUUUUGCGCACAACACUGGAGCGAUUCUCCACCUCACACAACAAGGAUACGGCUCAGGCUGGCAUGGAAACAUGGAGAAAUGGGGACCUCUUCGUUAUUGGCUUGGACUUUGCUGCUUUUUGAGUUGUGUUCGGGACAAAGUUCUCACCAACAUCUGCACGACGAUCGCGACUUCGGGCAGCAACACAACUCCGACCACGACAUGAACAUCCUGAUGGGAGAGAAGGAGAACGUCGAGCUGAAGAAACUCACUCCUGCUGAGCAGAAGAUGAAGAUGAUGGAGCUUGUUCAAAGGAUCGACAGAAACGCUGACCAUCUGCUGAGUGAAGAGGAAAUCACGCUGUGGAUCCAGCACGUCUACCGAAAAUAUGCAAUGGAGGAUGCAGAGGAAAGAUUUCCGAAGUUCGAUACGAACAAAGACGGUGUGGUGACAUGGGAAGAGUACAACAUGGUUGUUCACGAUCAGCUGCUUCCCUUCGAUGAAAGUGUUAUCUCAGAGGAUCCUGAACAAGAGUCCCUAAGACAGCUGCACCUGAGAGAAAGGAAGCGUUUUGAUUUUGCCGACGCGGACGACAAACCAGGCCUGAACGUCUCAGAGUUUCUGGCCUUCACCCACCCAUCAGAAGUGGAUCGCAUGGCUGACUUUGCAGUUGAAGACGUGUUGAACCAAUAUGAUCGGGACGCGGACGGCUUCAUCAGUCUGAAAGAGUUCAUCGGAGAUGUCCGCGGUGAAGAUGGGACGCCGUCACAGUGGGAGAUAGAGGAAACUGUGCGCUUUCAGGAACUUUAUGACCAAGAUAAAGAUGGGAAACUGAACAGAGAGGAACAACUGCGCUGGGUGGCUCCAAACAGCUACAGUUCUGCAAGAGAAGAGGCUCUUCACCUCAUCCGAGAAAUGGACCAGAACGGUGACGGAAAGAUCUCCGAGGCUGAGGUUUUGAAAAACCAAGACCUAUUCAUGAACAGUGAAGUGACAGACUACGGCCAGCAGCUUCAUGUAUCUCACGAUGAAUUGUGACCAUGUGUUCAAGUCUUUUUCCACGAACCUGACACGCCACCACCUGAUGAAUCGUGUGAUCAAUAAAAAAAAAGAAA
This is a messenger RNA of Synchiropus splendidus (mandarinfish), 1181 nucleotides long. RefSeq names its product reticulocalbin 2 (gene rcn2). The transcript has 8 exons. NCBI's taxonomy places the organism in Eukaryota, Metazoa, Chordata, Actinopteri, Syngnathiformes, Callionymidae. Bases 166 to 1104 code for a protein of 312 amino acids. Gene Ontology annotation, cellular component: endoplasmic reticulum. The record is from RefSeq and is a predicted model, not a curated record. Gene Ontology annotation, molecular function: calcium ion binding.